AUGUCCGGGGACCACCCUCGUCGCCCAGUUGAUGAGCAGAUCGACUCGGUGUUGCCGGAGCUCUCACACCUGGACGCGCUCCUGUCCACAUUCAUCGACUCACCAAGUCAUCAGUCAUCAGUUCAUCACUCCACACGGCACUCUACCUGCCUCCCUGCCGCCACGAAAAAAAACCCACCGCCCGCUUCCGUCGUACGGGCACUCGCCUGCGCCGCGCGGAGGAGAGCGACGAAGAUGGCCGCCCCGCCGGCGGUCGACGUCAUCCUUCACAACGCGACCGUCGUCACCGUGGACGGCGCGCUCCGCGUCCUCCGUGACGGCGCCGUCGCGGUCGCCGGCGACCGCAUCGCCGCCGUGGGCCCCUCCGCCGACGUCCUCGCCGCCUUCCCCGGCGCCGCGCAGACCCUCGACCUCGGCGGCCGCAUCGUCCUCCCUGGAUUGGUGAACACGCACGUGCACACGUCGCAGCAGCUGGCGCGGGGGAUCGCCGACGACGUUGACCUGAUGACGUGGCUGCACGGGAGGAUCUGGCCCUAUGAGUCACACAUGACGGAGGAGGACUCCUACGCUUCCACCCUCCUCUGCGGCAUUGAGCUCAUCCGGUCCGGGGUGACAUGCUUUGCUGAAGCAGGUGGGCAGUUUGUUUCAGAAAUGGCACGGGCAGUGGAGUUGUUAGGCUUGCGGGCAUGUUUGACAAAGUCAACGAUGGACUGUGGUGAGGGUUUACCUCCAAAUUGGAGUUCAUGCUCCACUGAUGAUUGCAUUCAGUCACAGAAGGAACUAUACAAAAAGCAUCAUAAUACAGCUGAUGGGCGUAUCAGGAUAUGGUUUGGGUUGAGACAGAUCAUGAAUGCAACGGAUCGUUUACUGCUUGAAACAAGAGAUGUUGCCCUGAAGCUAAAUACUGGAAUUCAUAUGCAUAUUGCAGAAAUACCAUAUGAAAAUCAGCUUAUAGUGCGGACCAAAGGAAUUGAUCAUGGCACGGUGACAUAUUUAGAGAAAAUUGAUUUUCUGAGGAGUAAUUUGCUGGCUGCCCACUCUGUCUGGUUGAAUGAACCUGAGAUAGGGCAUUUUUCAAAGGCUGGUGUCAAGGUUUCUCACUGCCCUGCAUCUGCCAUGCGGAUGUUGGGGUUUGCUCCUAUUAGAGAAAUGCUGGAUUCUGGUGUUUGUGUCUCCCUUGGUACAGAUGGAGCACCAAGCAAUAACAGAAUGAGCAUUGUGGAUGAGAUGUACCUAGCAUCCCUAAUCAACAAAGGUCGUGAGGCAUACAUCAGUGGAACUACUAACCCAACUGCUCUUCCUGCUGAGACUGUAUUGGAGAUGGCUACUAUUAAUGGCGCAAAAGCAGUUCUGUGGGAUAAUGAAAUAGGUUCGCUGGAGGUCGGGAAAAAGGCAGACUUGGUUGUCGUGAAUCCAUUUAUAUGGUCCAUGGUCCCCUUACAUGACAGCAUUGCCAACAUUAUCUAUUGCAUGAGGACAGAGAAUAUAGAGUCUGUCAUGUGCAAUGGUCAGUGGAUUAUGAAGGAUCAUAAGAUCAUGAGUCUCAAUGAGGAGGAGGUAAUUUCUUCAGCUGUGAAAAGAGCGAAUGACCUCCUUGAGCGAGCUGGCAUCAAUCUCCCCAAACGGAUGAACUACGUGUAGUUGUUACCUUGCCCUCUCGUCAUGGACUGCCACGCCACCACGCCCGUUGCGGUGUUGCAGAGGAUGCACGCAGGCCUGGCAGCAUUUGUCUAGUCUUCUUCCACUUCUUGUGGGAGUCGAGACAUGUUUAGAGCAUUGUCGCCAUGACUUAAAUUUUUUUUUCAGUACCAGAAUCUAAAAUAAUGUAAAGUAGCAUGUGUAGCGUCUGGAAUAAUAGCAUCACGGCAGUCUCGAAUUGUACAAGGGUCCCUUUGGUUAAGCUUUGGUUAAGCUGUGGAAGUGCUUUUGCUUUCAAGAAAAGUCAAAAGUUAAAUCAAAGGGGUGAGCUUCCAAACCCCUACUUCCACAAAAGCAACUUUUUUUA
Messenger RNA from Setaria italica (foxtail millet), 2005 nucleotides. Its product is annotated as 5-methylthioadenosine/S-adenosylhomocysteine deaminase. The transcript has 11 exons. Bases 1 to 1641 code for a protein of 546 amino acids. The record is from RefSeq and is a predicted model, not a curated record. Gene Ontology annotation, molecular function: hydrolase activity, acting on carbon-nitrogen (but not peptide) bonds. Lineage: Eukaryota; Viridiplantae; Streptophyta; Magnoliopsida; Poales; Poaceae.